GCACUACACUCUCACUCUACCCACACCUACAAAGCCUUUUUCCUCUCUCUCUCACUUCCAUUUCCUCUCUCUCAAGGAAAAAAUGAGCGUCCGAAGCGGGUCGCACCAGCUGAGUAACGGGCUGAUGGUCUCGGGCCGGCCCGAGCAGCAGCUCAAGGAGCGCCAGCCCACAAUGGGCUCACGCGCCGUUCCCUACACCGGCGGCGACGUUAAGAAAUCCGGCGAGCUCGGAAGAAUGUACGGCGUCGACCUAUCCAGCGGGGAACACCACCACCACCCGCCGCCGGUUGUCCCCUCGCGCCAGCCCUCCUCCUCCCAGCACAACAGCGGAUCUGCUAGAUCCGGCCCCAAUUCCGGCCAAAUGGGGAAGAAUUCGGGGCCUAUGAGCAAGAAGUCCUCGUCCUCUUCCUUCUCCGGGCCGAUGACGCCGAUUCAGCCCACCGGCCUCAUCACCUCGGGCCCGCUCAGCUCGAACCGGAGGUCGGGGCAGCUGGACGCACCGGCGGCGCCGAGCUCGUUCAAAAAGGCGGCUUACGGCUCCGCAGUCACGAGCCUAGGCGACGAGGUGAAAUUAGGGUUUAAGGUUUCGAAGGUGGCAAUGUGGAUGUUUUUAGUGGUGGUGGUGAUGGGGCUGGUGGUCGGGGUGUUUCUCAUGGCGUCCGUCAAGAAGCCGGUCAUUCUGGUGGCGGUGGCGGCGCUAUUGGUGCCGAUUGUCGUCAUUUUUGUGUGGAAUUACGCCUACAGGAAUCGCGGCGUGUUGGGAUUCUUAAACAAUUAUCCAGAUGCUGAGCUCAGGGGCGCCGUUGAUGGGCAGUUCGUCAAGGUCACCGGGGUUGUCACUUGUGGCAGCAUACCCCUUGAAACUUCUUUCCAGAAGGUACAAAGAUGUGUGUAUGCAUCCUCAGAAUUAUAUGAAUAUAGAGGCUGUGGUGCAAAACCAGCUAAUGCCAAACAAAGAUGGUUUUCUUGGGCAUGCACAUACUCGGAGAGGCAUGUUGCGGAUUUUUAUAUAUCAGAUUUUCAGUCUGGUUUGAGAGCUCUUGUAAAAGCAGGCUAUGGUGCUAAGGUUGCCCCUUUUGUGAAAUCGAAAGUAGUAGUUGAUGUCACCAAGGACUCCAGCAAAUUGUCUCCAAACUUUCUACGCUGGCUUUCUGAACGAGGCAAGUCGAGUGAUGACCGUCUAACGCGGCUUAAAGAAGGAUAUAUAAAAGAAGGAAGUACCGUGAGUGUUAUGGGUGUGGUUCGACGACUGGACAACGUGCUCAUGAUCGUCCCACCUUCUGAGCCGGUCUCAACCGGUUGUCGCUGGCCAUGCUGCCUUCUGCCGACAUACAUUGAAGGCCUUACUUUGACUUGUGAUGAUAGUCAAAAUGCAGACGUGAUCCCUGUGUAAAUGAAGCGUCUUUUUUGUCUUUGGUUUUUGGCAAACAAACACGUGGACAGUGGAAUGUAUGAGAUGUAAUGAAGAUCCAGCGGAGAUCCACUGUGCAUAGUUUUGGUUGAUGAAGAAGGUGUGAAAUCUAUAAGCAUGGUAGAUAAACAAUACACAUUACGGAGACGGGUAACGUUCCCUACGAGCAAGUGGGCUUCUUUGAUUGAUAUGAGUGUAUAGAAGCCAUCAAUCUGGGUCAAGCUUUGUAUAUUCUCCAUUUCUUCUUUCACUCCAUCAAUGUCAAAUGUGAAUUUAUAUGUUGUCACUCAUUUUGUUUUAUAAGUAUCAUGUUAAUAUCAGAUUGUUAAAUUCAGCCUCA
Messenger RNA from Salvia hispanica, 1751 nucleotides. RefSeq names its product protein SHOU4-like. NCBI's taxonomy places the organism in Eukaryota, Viridiplantae, Streptophyta, Magnoliopsida, Lamiales, Lamiaceae. The record is from RefSeq and is a predicted model, not a curated record.